AUGAACCAAAUCAAGCAGGUCCAGCGCCUUAACGAGCGCGAACUCGAAAAGGUCGUCCCCUCCAACGCAUCAUGGCACACCGACUACCGCGACACAGCCUACAUCUACGUCGGUGGCCUCAACCUCGACCUGUCUGAAGGAGACAUCAUCACAAUCUUCUCGCAAUAUGGCGAACCCGUCUGGAUCCGCCUCAUGCGCGACAAGGAAACUGGAAAGAGCAGGGGCUUUUGUUGGCUAAAAUACGAGGACCAAAGGAGUUGCGACCUGGCCGUCGACAAUCUCGGCGGCGCCACUGUCAUGGGCAAGAUGCUCGCUGUCGAUCACACAAGAUACAAGAAACGA
Aureobasidium melanogenum CBS 110374 is the source of this 342-nucleotide messenger RNA. RefSeq names its product RNA-binding domain-containing protein. The record is from RefSeq and is a predicted model, not a curated record. Gene Ontology annotation, cellular component: U2 snRNP; precatalytic spliceosome; catalytic step 2 spliceosome. The annotation marks the transcript as partial. The transcript has a single exon. Gene Ontology annotation, molecular function: RNA binding. Gene Ontology annotation, biological process: mRNA splicing, via spliceosome. NCBI's taxonomy places the organism in Eukaryota, Fungi, Ascomycota, Dothideomycetes, Dothideales, Saccotheciaceae.